AUGGCUGUUAAUGGCACUGGAUGGUGCAUCGCCAAAAAUAAUCUCCGUGAUCAAGGCAUACUGCCGCUACACCACUGCUCGGGUUCUAGUCCACAAAAACCUCUCAGAACUCUUCGCUCUGGCGUUCGAGAAGGCUGUGUCCUGUCACCCAUCCUCUUUAAUUACGUCACUGGCUGGGUUCUCGGGAAGACCCUACAGGAACAUGAUAGUGUUGGGCUUGCAUCCGGACGCUGGUUGACUGACCUCGACUACGCCGAUGAUAUCGCUCUACUAGCUUCAAGCUUUGGCGACCUACAGUAUACGGUGGUAUGCGUGAAAGAGGUCCAACGAUGCGUGAUGACGUCCAACGAGACAGAAAAGGCCUUUAUGAGUGUGCUCUCCGUUUGUCGGUAA
Molecule: messenger RNA, 393 nt
Organism: Dibothriocephalus latus
Lineage: Eukaryota; Metazoa; Platyhelminthes; Cestoda; Diphyllobothriidea; Diphyllobothriidae
Source: the annotation of a GenBank genome assembly